Molecule: messenger RNA, 1299 nt
Organism: Filobasidium floriforme
Lineage: Eukaryota; Fungi; Basidiomycota; Tremellomycetes; Filobasidiales; Filobasidiaceae
Exons: 10
Coding region: 65-1144 (359 amino acids)
Source: RefSeq, a predicted model, not a curated record
UCGCAUAAAGUCAACGCAUCAUCUAUCGGAAGGCUCCUAGCUACCACGUCUGGAUCUCGGUACGAUGCGGCAUUUCACAAGAGCCGUCGUCGCGGCGUUCCUACUAGCCAGCUUGUGCACAGCCCAGCGGGUCGCAGAGGGCGGUCAAUGCAGUCAAGCGAACAACAGAUUGGACGGAGCGACAGGGAAUUUCGUGACGGACUGUGAUCAUCAGACUUUUUGUGACGAUACGGGGAUUUGUAGGAACAAGACGUGUCGGCAGGACGAGUACCCCCUAGGAUACAACGAAGUCGCCUACGCCGACCUUCCCCCUCUAUGCCCCCAGGGGCAAUUCUGUCCGGAUGAAGGGAGCGGGUGUAUGCAACAGGUGGGGACGGGUCAGGGGUGUCAGUUGGAUAGGGAUAAUCAAUGCUCCCCGCCCCCAGCUGAACUUCGAUUGGCUGGCGAGUUGAAUACGAACGGGUCGAUCUGUUUGAAUUUCGUUUGUUACUGGUCGAACGUCACUUUGGGACAAGAUUGCAUCUUUGAGAAUAAGGCGUACUCGGCGUUCGAUAAUGAUGGGGGGUCGUUCGGAUAUGUGUUUUCUAGGGACAACUGCGCGAACGGGCUUUAUUGUGAUGGGACCACUUUGAAGUGUAAUCACGACAAGAAGAUCGGGGAAGCUUGUACCGGGAACAAAGAGUGUCAAUCGUAUUGGUGUGUCGACAAUAAGUGUCAUAAAGCCGCUGGGGAUCCUCGACGACCGGGAGUCUGGGUUUACCCCGUCGUCGCCAUCUGUAUCGCUUUGCUUAUGGUCGGGAUCGGCGUUGGAUUGUGGUUGUGGCACAAGAAGACUAGGGAGAAGAAUAGGAUCAAGUUGGAACAGUACGAGUCGGAGCAGACGGCUUAUCGUCAGGCGUUGUUGUCGCUCAGCAACGCUCGAGAGUCUAUCAUGGCCUUGCCCAAGGAUACUCCCGAAUUUGUCGCUCGACAAUCCCUCUACUCGCUCGACGGGUACCGUGAUGCCAACCGAGGCGGAUACGCUUCGUCCAUCGUCACGGGUGAGAGCCCUCCCGGGAGCCGUCGACCGAGCAGCUUUGGGUACGAGGAUAGGGGCAAUGAGGAUGACGUGCUCAUCAUCCCCAGUUCCAAAGCCCGGGGGUGAUCGGGUCCAUCCCGUCAUGCCGCUUCGGACGCUUUGUUUGUUGUGGACUGGGCUUGCAUCUGUAUCAGUCGUUUUGAUGUAGCCGCGAUCGUUUUGUUCAUGUUUAGUUCUUUCCCUUAGCAUAGUUACGAUAUACAAUGACAUAGAGACUCGGA